UUGAGGAAUAAUUACAAAAGCUAAUAGCCAGCAAAUGAAUACGCUCGCAUAAACACUAAGCCUAUUUUCUCUGCUUUUGCAUCAUCGAGUCCAGCAUCCCUCUCUUCAGUCUGCCUGACUCUGAACGCAUGUGAAGCUGACAGCUCUCUCUGCAGAGGCAAGGGCUGUUGCAGGACCAAGCACCAGUUGCAGACUGCCGUUGGCUUCAGAACGCCCCGGUUUCCACCGGUGAUAUAACGACGUUCCAGAGAAACUCCACCCCUUUAGUGGAGUGUGUUUGACCACAAACGAGAACCAGUGGGUACAGCUGAGAUACGCUGAAUGUUACUGGCCAGUACAAACUUUUUUCAUCUCUGUGAGAGACAGCUGCGCCAUGGCUGAGGAUAAGAGAGACCCUGGGAGGUCCAGACCCAUGAAUGAUCCAGAGAUGGAGAAAGACAGGGAAGAUCUGAAUAAGGGCCUGUGGAAAUUCUGUGGGAUCCCUGAAGAGGAGAAGAGUGAGAAGGCUCUGCUACGUUCACGCAUAGAAGAACAGUAUCACCUUAUCUGCAUACUGAAGAGAAGAGCAGACGACGCACAUAAGCGCUGCAAAGGCCUGGAGCAGCUCAAUAUGAAGCUGGAGGAACUGAGGACUGAGGAUGCUGCGAAACUGAAAGCCCAGACCCAACGGAUUCAGUGCCUGGAGGAACGUUUCAUGGACCUGGCUGACAACCAUGAAAAAAUGAUCCGCUUCAAGGAUGAACAUAAGAAACAGAAUAUGCAACUAUGGCAGGAGAAUAACCGCCUGAGGCAGGAGAAUGAAACUCUCUUCAGCCAGACCGUGAGGGAGAAGGAAGCUGAAGUGCUCCAGCUCACUUCCCAGGCAAGAAAGCUCUCUCAGCAGUUAGAUUCCUUGCAGGAGAAAUGUGCUUAUGAGAGUCGCAGAGCCCAGGAGCGAGAAAAGGAGAUGCUAGAAGCUCAGAGCCAACAAGCAAGUGCUUAUGCCUGGGAAGUGGAUUCAUUAAAAAAACAGCUGCAAUGCCUACAGGAGAAGCACCAGCAAAUUGUUGCACAGGUAGAGCAGGAAGAAAGUCAGCAGAGGGCUCAGGGCAGCGAGCUGCAGAAGAAGUUGGAGAGGGCAUACCAGGAGAAAGAGGAACUCCUGAACCUGGCCGUGGAGAGGGGAAAAGCUCUGCAAGAGAAACAACAGGAAAUUCAGCAGCUGGGGAAGAAGCUGGAGACGGUACAAAAAGCCAGGCAGCUAACAGAAGAGCACUUUGUGAAAGAGGCAGCAGCCGUCAGUGGUGAUCUGAGGGUCCAAGAGCUCCAACGGCAGCUAGAAAGCAGCAAGCAGGCAUACAGUGAGCUCUCGCUGCAGUUUGAUGCUUACAAAAAACACAGUCAGGACUUGCUGACUAAAGAAAAAGAGCUGAAUGUCAAACUCCGUCAUUUCAUUGCAUAACUUCAACUUUCUUCUCUGUUCUAGGCCCAGCAGACACCUCUAUUGUAACUCACCACUGCUUUUUAUUCCUCUUCACUGGAAUAAUCUUCUAACAGAUUUGUGUCUAUGUACUUAACAAAGUUAAAUCCUUCCAUAAGGGACUGUUCUAUAACCUCAUUUUUUAUAGAUUUACACAAGUAAGAUUGCUAGACUGUUAAAUUUGAACAGGGCUUGCUGAAAUAAACAGUGUGACAGGAGGGAUUAGUGUGGAAAAGCUACAAAUAUGAGUUUGGUUUGUUUUAGUUGGUCCUAACCUCUGCUGUAUCACAGAUUUUCAGUUUUUACAGUCAAAGAUGCACUAUUUUCCAAGACAAACAAAAUCUCAGAUCCUUCGUCUCUGUGUCUGAUUCUCCUUUGGACUUCAAAAGAGGUUGGGCAGUUGACUGGUAUCUUUGAGGCUCUAAGA
Struthio camelus australis is the source of this 1886-nucleotide messenger RNA. NCBI's taxonomy places the organism in Eukaryota, Metazoa, Chordata, Aves, Struthioniformes, Struthionidae. The record is from RefSeq and is a predicted model, not a curated record.